Molecule: messenger RNA, 2220 nt
Organism: Rotaria sordida
Lineage: Eukaryota; Metazoa; Rotifera; Eurotatoria; Philodinida; Philodinidae
Source: the annotation of a GenBank genome assembly
AUGUUGCGUAUAUUAUUCAAUGGUUUAAAAUUUUCUUUAUUAUUCUUAUGUUUUUCUAUAAUUGGUUAUAUAUUUGGUAUAUAUUAUUGGCAAACAUUUAUUCGAUUUCCUUGUCCAUCAACAUUAAUUCCAAUGACACGAAUAAAAUAUUCAUUUUAUGAUCAUUUUCAAUAUCGAACAAAAAAAACAUGUCAAAAUGAAAAUUCACAAUUAUUUUUAACAAUAGCUAUAAUAUCAUCAUACGAACGAUUAUUAAUUUAUUUACCUUCAAUAUUUAAUACAUGGAUAUUAACAACAACAAUUGAUAUUGAAAUAAUUAUAUUUAUUGAAGAAAAAUCUUUAAUAUCAGAAGAAUUUAUUGAAAAUUUUUUUUUUGAAUUAAAUAAAAAUCUAAGUCAAUAUAUUAAAUCUUGUUUAUAUAUUGUUAAAUUAAAACAUGUUGAAAAUAAUUAUCCACCACAAAAAAAAAGUUUCUAUGCUAUGAAAUUUAUUUAUGCAUUUUAUCGUCAAAAAACAUCAUGGUUAUUACGUUUAGAUGAUAAUGCUUAUGUUAAUAUUGAAGAACUAGUUAAAUGGCUUAAAUCAAUUGAUCAUAGAAAAACUUUAUAUAUAGGACAAGGUGGAUCUGGUAGACGAAAUGGAUCAGCCAUUCAUUUUCCAUCAGAAAAAUAUUUUUGUAUGGGUGGUAGUGGAGUUAUACUUUCUCAAAGUACUUUAAUUCAACUCGGUCCAUGGCUUGAUCAUUGUUUAAAUAAUGAAAUUCGUACUCCACAUGAAGAUGUUGAAUUAGGUCGUUGUAUAUUAAAUCAUGUUCAUAUUAGUUGUACAAAAGCGCAUAAUACAAGAUCUUUAUUUUAUCAUCAUUAUGGUCCUCGAUAUAAAUUUGGUUAUGAUUUUACACCAACAAUUGUUUCUCAAGCAUUAAUUAUACAUCCAAUUAAUGAUCAAAAUACAUUUCAACAAAUAUUUACUUUUUAUAUACGACUAAAACAAGAAAAACAAUAUUUAGAAAAUAAUACAUCGUUAAAAAAAUUAAUAAAUAGAAAAACUUAUGGAAUAUUUCUAUCAGAAGUGACAUUUGAUGUUUCACGAGAUGUAUUUUAUCAAAAGAUUGAUGUAAGAUGGAGAUCAUAUCUUGAACAAGCUGUUCGAUCAUAUAUUGAAAAAACAAGAAUGAGUUGGCGUCAACGUUCCUUUAAUUGGACAUUGGUUAAUGGUAAAUUCGUAUUCGGUUAUUAUCGUAUAAUGCCAACAUAUGGCUUAGAAGUAAUAGUUGAAGUUCUACUAACUGCUUAUUCAGUUUCUAUAUAUCCAACUAAAGUUGCUUUUACUCAACAACGAUUUCGUAUGAAUCAACCAUUUACAAAUAAACAUCGUUUUGAUUAUCGAGAAAUAACUGAUAUUAAAACAAAUGAAAAUAUUUAUCAAUUAAAUUUAAUUGUUAUUUCACAUAAUAAAGAUGAAGCAUUAAUAAGAUUAAUAAAUAAUUAUGAAAAUGAAGUAUUAAAUUAUCCUUUUCGACAUGAACAUUUUACAUUAACAAUACUUUAUUUUUCUCAAAAAAAUCAAACAACUAAUAGAAUUGCUAAUCUUAUAAAUGAUUUAUCUGUCAGAUAUAUGUCAAUUAUUCGUAUAUCAAUUAUUAAUCAAAACCAAACUUCUUAUAAUCGUGGACUUGGUCGUCAAUUAGCUUCACAAUUAUUUACUAGUAAUCAAUUAUUAUUUUUUUUAGAUGCUGAUCUUUUAUUUACUGGACAAGCAUUAGAUAGUACUCGUCGUUUAAUGAUUCAUCAAUUAUCUAUAUCAUCAUGUGCAGUUUAUUUUCCAAUUAUAUUUUCAGUUUUUUCAAAUAUAUCUGUUGUUCAUAAUAAUUCAAUAAUUAAUGUUAAUUCAAAAAAUGGUUUAUUUUCUAUUUAUGGUUUUGGAAAUGUUGCUGUACGUAAAAAAGAUUUAGAUAAAAUUGGUGGAUGGGAAACUAAUAAUCAUGAUUGGGGUAUGGAAGAUGUUAAUUUAUAUCAUCGAUUUAGUGAUCCUUCAUCAGAAUGUUAUGUAUUUCGAGCAGUUGAACCUGGUUUAAAACAUUAUUAUCAUAAAAAAAUGUGCAAUGGAAUUGCGAAUAAAGCACGAGAAAAAAUGUGUCUUGAUGCAGAUGCAAUUUUAAUCGGAUCACAAAUGGAUAUGAUUAAUUAUUUAUUUAGUAAUACAAAUUUGACUAUUUAA